UAAACAUUGUUUUCGUAUUUGUCGAAUGCUAUUAAAUAUUUUAAUUGAUUUUGCUUUUUAAUUUUGUUGUUUUAAACUGGUUGUGAGCAGAAAUAUAUUCAUUAGUAAACAUGUUUCCAUCAAUAUUUUGCCAUAGCAUUUUUAGUGAUAGUGACGUAGAAUUAAAGACUGAACCUUUUUCAUUCAAUCCUAGUAAAUCGGACGAAUGUUGUGAUGAUGAAAUAGCGCCUAUAACUGAACCUAACUUGGUUAUAGAUGAAAAUCUACCGGAUGACAAGAAAUCAAAGCAGCAGGAGUGCAAAAUAUGUGGGAAAAUGCUGUCUUCUGCUUCUAGUUAUUACGUUCAUUUAAAACAACAUUCUGAUAAUAAACCAUAUCGUUGUAAUGUAUGUGAUGCCUCAUUCUGUAGAAAACCAUAUUUAGAAGUACACAUGAGAGUGCAUACUGGUGAAAAGCCAUUUGAAUGUGACACAUGUAAGAAGAGAUUUACCCAAAAAUCAAGCUUGAAUACACACAAACGAAGUCACACUGGCCUUCGCCCAUUCGCGUGCGACGUAUGUCUUAAACGUUUCUCUGUUAAAUCGUAUCUUGUAGCACAUCAGUGGUCUCAUGCUGCAGCUGGAGGUCUCUUAUGUAAUCUUUGUCAUAUGUCUUUUAAUAAUAGAAGCCAAUUUAUGCAACAUAUGAGGUCGCAUAAUAAUAAGUUGUUCACUUGUCCAAACUGUCAAAAAUGUUUCUCAAAAGAGUCAUAUUUAAUAAGGCAUAGAAAUCGGGUGCAUAAGAAUGCUGAAGUUGAAAUUAUCAAGACCGAGUAAGUUAUUGUCUCAUUAGUUACAUAUUUAUUUAUAUUAUACUUUUGUAAGAUAUUAAACGAUAAAAGCAGGAAAUGCACAGAAUCUUUUAUAUAAGUUAUUUAUUGUAAUGAAUCUUUUUUUUAUUUUUUUAUACAGGGUGUUACCAUAGAUUCUUUGGGGAUAAUCAUGGCACUUUUCUUAUACCAUUUUUCUUUUGUAUGCCCCUUUUCCAAGAUACAGUGUCAAAGUUACGAUUUAAAAAAAUAUUUUUUAUCAGUAACUUGCUUACUUGAUUUUCGCAUUGAAAGGGCCUAAGUAUGUAUUCACGGAGAUGAUAGGCAUUGAACAUUUAAUAUCCAGUAUAAAUAUCAAUUUCAAAUUUAUCUAAUUUUUAAAGAUAAAUUACAUUAAAUAAGAUUUUUUUAAGAGCGCCAAGCUCUGAUCAUAAGAUAAACACAAAAGUGGUCAUUAUACAUAUAUCAGAAGUUGGAAAAAUGAAAAAUAUUCAAAAAAGAAACCUUUGAUCUAAAAAACAGUACUUUAAAAUAUCUCAAAAAGUGAUUAAAUUUUAAUUUUAAAAAUGAAUAUUUUUAAUGAAAAAAGUCAUAAUAAAGUCUUAUUAUUUUCCUCCAAAAAACUCAGGUCAACACCCUACCUUGAUCUUCUUUUUUUUUGUAUGUAUCACCGUGUAUAUUUAAAUAUAUGUACUGUGUAUUAAUAAAAUAUGAAAAUAAAAUUAAAUCUUAUCUUUUUUUUGCAUAGCAUUAUCCAAAUAUUAUAUUUUAUAGUUGUUAUGAUUUCAGUUGGAACCGUAUAAAAACACUUAACUCUAUGGAAUCCAUAGGCGUCCAGAAAAAUGUUGCUAUUUGUAAAUUCUCGGGAUAGAUUUCUUAUUAAAUUUAUCUCGAAUCAUGUUUAAAGUAAGAACUUUGUUUUCUUUAUACAUAUAAAUUGU
Messenger RNA from Anoplophora glabripennis (Asian longhorned beetle), 1749 nucleotides. Its product is annotated as gastrula zinc finger protein XlCGF71.1-like. Bases 111 to 815 code for a protein of 234 amino acids. The transcript has 3 exons. The record is from RefSeq and is a predicted model, not a curated record. Lineage: Eukaryota; Metazoa; Arthropoda; Insecta; Coleoptera; Cerambycidae. Gene Ontology annotation, molecular function: DNA-binding transcription factor activity, RNA polymerase II-specific; RNA polymerase II cis-regulatory region sequence-specific DNA binding. Gene Ontology annotation, biological process: regulation of transcription by RNA polymerase II.